Messenger RNA from Hippocampus zosterae (dwarf seahorse), 3075 nucleotides. RefSeq names its product proline rich membrane anchor 1 (gene prima1). Lineage: Eukaryota; Metazoa; Chordata; Actinopteri; Syngnathiformes; Syngnathidae. The record is from RefSeq and is a predicted model, not a curated record. Bases 6 to 515 code for a protein of 169 amino acids. The transcript has 4 exons.
UAUGGAUGCUGCAUCCGUUCGGAUCGCCGAGAAGAGCGCCAAUGGGAAUGCCGCUCCAAGAUCUCAUGCCAUUCACUUUAAGUUGUUGGCCUCUCCUCUUCGCUCACUGCCUUCUCUCCCUGCUCUUACUCACAUGUCAGGGAGAACUCCAGAGGCCAUGCUCGCAGACCGUGGCAGAGAAAGUUAGCCAACAGUGCCAGCUGGCGUGCCACUGUAGAAGAUACCCUCCACUUCCCCCACCGCCACCUCCCCCGCCUCCCCCACGGCUAUUGGGCACCAUAGCAGCAGAACCAAUGGUGCCCUUGGUGAGACCCUGGUGGACAGACAUGGACUUUAUAGUGCUGGGAAUAGUGGGCUGUGCCUCGGCCCUCUUCCUUCUCUCAGCCAUCAUCAUUUGCUACAAGGCCAUCAAGAGGAAACCGCUACGCAAGGAAGAGAACGGGACAAGUCGCGGGGAAUACGCUAUGAGCAUCCGCACCAAGAAGGCCAUGGGUACAAACAACACUGUGGUAUAGACUUGACUCCAGCUCGGAACAGGAAGUGACAGCAUUCGUCAUCUUUCAGGCCCACCCCCUUUUUCCUCAGUGACCCCUUUUCUCACCCACAAUGCAACCGAGUUGCAGGAAACUCGUCCUUCUUCUGGUCGGACCGAAGGCACCAGUGAGCUGAAGAAAAGGUGGAAGGAAAUGCCAUGAAGGCAAGCGAGGAUGAAAGGCCCCACCCCACCCUCGACAGCCCCCCUCGUCCCCCACGACGUGUGUUGUUGAAAAGCAUCCCAGCAGGCUGAGCACUUGCUCUUAGUAAGAGCAAUAAGAGCAAGUGUUGCUGACAGGCUGCUGACUGUGGGCCAGUCUGCCGCACGUCCAGACCUCACGCGUGCAAGAGAAGCGCAGACAAUAGAGCGGCCCCACGGCGCCAUCACACACGAUAAAUAACGUGCAUGCACUUUUUACAGAGAAUGCAAUUUCUUUUUUUUUUUUUUAAAGAAUAUGCUCCAUUUUUGGUUCUGCAUUUUGGAGACAGAUGCCUUGCAGGGGCAUGAGCUGACUGUCACUCCUGACUCUGAGGCGUGCAUUCAUGACUAUGCAAUUUAAAGAAAUCCAUACUUUGAAAAAAAAAAGAAAAAAAAGAGGAGGCAACAUCAACACGUUCAAGAUUCACUGUAAUAUACUUUAGUCAUUCAUCUAUUUAUUUUCUCUAUUUAUUUUUCUACCAAAAAAAGAUAUUGUACAGUCCUCAGCGUUUGUUUUUGGGAUUUUUUAAAAAGUGACUUAUUUAUACACAAUUUUAUUUGGCCACAGAAUACCGUUGACGGUGUUGUGGACACAAUGAUGCAGAAAACGGCAUCGCUCGUUGGUAUCUGCGUGUUUGUUGAGAUUUCGUGUUUUGUCUCAAUGUCACGGUGUGCUUUCUCUAUUGCAUUACACGCUAGCCCACUGUUGAUUUUGUAAAAAAGUCAACUCAGUGCACGUUCUUCCUUUCAAGGGCAGUGGAGCCACCAAGGUGCAACGCAAUCCAUUCUGCGACAGUAGACUGCUCAACUCUCUGUCAGUCAUUUGUCAUAGGAAAGGAUUAAAAAUAGAAAUGUUAUCUUCCAGCGUGAAACUUACCAUCAUAAAAACUGCACUGGCCAUGUUUCCAGUAACUAGUCCUUUUAACCCUUUCAGGGAAAGAACUAUGAACACUUCCAAAAUGCAAUCAGUCUCGACACAAACCAUUUAGGCUCCUUCAAGAGAGUAAAAAAAGUGGAAUACCUGACGAGAACAGCUGAACUUUAUUUGGUUGUAAUCAUAAUCACUUGGUGACUCACAUUUAACAUGAGUUUGUAUGCGUUUGGUUAAUUUAGAGCACAGCCAAAUGCCCGGUUAUAAAAGAUUGUGCGCACUUGUCCAACCGAAUUACAAAAGAAGCAUCCAAAAAAUUUUUAUCAGCACCUGUGGUGGCUUUGGAGUAACUGGCAUGCCCCCCCCCCCCCACCCCGAGUCUGUAAUGGUUGGCAAUCCUUUUUUAAACUGAGAGCAACUUCUUGGUUACGGAGUGUGAAGCAAUACCAAAAUAAACCUCUACAAAUGAUCACUUGUACAAGAUUACGAGAAAAUCACAAUGUCCCAUAACUGGUUAGCUAUACAGUAUUUGGAAUACGCCCGUGUGAUCAUUUUAAAUGACCGCGAUAUUGCAAUAAUUUCCAUUUUAUGCCCUACGGUUAUCGUCACGUUUGUCUUAAUCAUGCAAAAGAAACACAGAAGAGCCAAAGAAAAAAAACAAACGCACUUCAGGAAUUAAUCUGGAAAUGCUCACUGUGCUGAAGUAUUACCGUCCCCCCCCUCCCCCCCCCCAGGCCUAGCGUCGAACUGAAAUUCCGAAUGACUGCAAACGAGCUGAGGACGUUUGACUUUAGAGGUUCCACUGUCGCCAAAGUGUCGUGUGUGUGUGUGGAUUCGACAAUAUUCCGUGUUUCUAAGGGUGUCACCAAGGACGCGUCACCUAUCACAAUAGAAAGCAGGGGGCUGACCUUGUCACUGGUGAGAGACAGGACGCUUGGCCAAUAGUCUGGGAUCAGGUUGCGUCUGUGUGUGUGUUGUCACAAGUAUCCUCCAACAUGCCCUCUGGAAGAACACAACCGAGCUGGACACGAACAUCAACUCAAUGUUGCUCUGCACUUUUCGUGUUUCAUUCUAAUUCAAUGUGUGCGAGUCUAGUUAUCGGCUAAUCUGUUGAAAACAAGAAGCUUGCUUUCAGACACGCACAGGCAGGGGCCAUGUACCAUAUACUUCGCGGUUAUAUGAGAGAUGUGACGAAUGCAUGAAUGUAAAUAUCGCUAUUUAAAUAUCCUGCCUUCUGGACUGUUAAUUCAUGCACAGGAACACGCGUUUCUACAUACGUCAAAGGAAAACAACGUGCUACCAUUUAGAGUUGUUAAUGUUGUCAUUGUUGAUGGAACAAGCCAUUCAUGGACAAAUGGUAAUCGAUACUCCAAACACACACACACUUUUCGCAUACAACAAAACAGAAAGAACCAUGUGCAUACGUUGAUAUCCUUGCUGACUUCUGUAAAUAAAAGUGUACAGAACAAAA